AUGGCCACCAACUGGGGCAACUACACCGACUACACCGGUCCAUCACGAGUUGCUGGGACAGCUACCCAUGUACUAGAUGCCCGUCUAAACCUGCUCACCACCCUAGUGCCAGCGAUCUUCACCGCGAAGACCUGCCUAGACAUUGGCUGCAACGCUGGUAAUGUUGCGUGCCAACUUGUCUUCGACUAUCAUGCAUCAUCAGUCACUGGCGUCGACAUCGAUCCAAAGCUAGUGGCCCAGGCCGAAAAACUCCUGGCGCUGCGCUCUUCACGUGCUCGCCCUCCCACUGGACACACGCAGCACCUCGUGGACUACUACCCAAUAUCCGCGCUCUUGAACCACGGUUACCGCAUCGAGCCAAAGAACAAGGUCUCUCGCAUCUCGUCACCCGCGGCGACAACUUCAGAUUGGCCUUCCGUCCAUUUUGUCUCCGCAGAUUGGGUUGCAUCGGCAGACCGGGCAAUCUCUGGCCCAUACGACGUGAUUCUGGCCCUCAGUGUGAUCAAGUGGAUUCAUCUAGAACACCUCGAUGAGGGGUUGAUGUCAUUCUUCAAGAAAUGUGCAGAUAGCCUCCAUUCAGGCGGAUAUCUGGUGAUUGAACUGCAGACCUGGGACUCCUAUGCAAAAGCCGUGCUCCCGCAUCAUUCGCCGCACUUCGGGGAGAAUAUGAAGAAACUCGUCUACCGGCCAGAAACAUCGUUCGAUGGUUUGCUCGCGGAACAUCACCUGAAACUCUGCGCUUCGUCCACCGAGCUUCCCCGGCGCAUCAAUGUCUAUCGUAAAGACUGA
Boeremia exigua is the source of this 789-nucleotide messenger RNA. RefSeq names its product Bicoid-interacting protein 3-domain-containing protein. Gene Ontology annotation, biological process: snRNA modification. NCBI's taxonomy places the organism in Eukaryota, Fungi, Ascomycota, Dothideomycetes, Pleosporales, Didymellaceae. The transcript has 3 exons. The coding region runs from base 1 to 789 and encodes 262 amino acids. The record is from RefSeq and is a predicted model, not a curated record. Gene Ontology annotation, molecular function: snRNA binding; O-methyltransferase activity; RNA methyltransferase activity.